This is a messenger RNA of Abrus precatorius (Indian licorice), 264 nucleotides long. RefSeq lists its product as uncharacterized. Lineage: Eukaryota; Viridiplantae; Streptophyta; Magnoliopsida; Fabales; Fabaceae. The record is from RefSeq and is a predicted model, not a curated record. The coding region runs from base 4 to 264 and encodes 86 amino acids. The transcript has a single exon.
AGAAUGAGUUCAACGAGCCGUGCAUGGACAUGGACAGUGGCAUGCAGCGUUGGAGUGGUGGAGGCCUUGAAGGAUCAGGGGAUAUGCAGGUGGAACAGUGUGAUAAGGUCAGCACAACAACAUGCUAAGCAUCAUAUGAGGACUUUGUCUCAGACUAAGAAGCUCUCUUAUCAAUCAUCUGCGAUGUUGAAAGAUGAGAAAGCUCAGCAAUCAGAGGAAGCUUUGAGAACCGUCAUGUACUUGAGCUGCUGGGGUCCCAACUAA